Molecule: messenger RNA, 4868 nt
Organism: Thrips palmi
Lineage: Eukaryota; Metazoa; Arthropoda; Insecta; Thysanoptera; Thripidae
Product: pollen-specific leucine-rich repeat extensin-like protein 1
Exons: 8
Coding region: 136-2862 (908 amino acids)
Biological process (GO): establishment of epithelial cell polarity
Source: RefSeq, a predicted model, not a curated record
AAUCGUCCAAAAUGUAGCGUAAUGCCGGUUUCUGAGUUAUGCUUUUGUGUGAAUUGAAUUCCCAGGAGAAUACUGAAAAACAUCAUCAUUGUCUCGCACUCGGAAGGAUGAUAAUUCAUUCCUACCGACGUAGAAAUGGAAUGUGAAACGAGUCCAUUACCUGGACCAUCAAGUGCGGUUCCUUUGAUCUCCUGUGCAGCUAGUGUAGCUAGUUUAGGAAGCACUGGCAGUGGAGCGGAUCACGCCGCUAAGAAAGCAGAAAUGGUAGCAACAUUACAAGCAAGGCGAGCUCAGCUUGAAGCAAAGCUGGCCGCCAAAAAUGAAGAGCUCAAAAUCUUGUGCAUUCAAGAGGCAGAUCUCACAGGUGUCUUACCUCCUGAAAUACCUUUGGAGCCAGGAGAGACUCCUCCAACACUACGAAGGAGAGUGGGUACUUCAUUUACUCUUCCAGAAAGUUUGCUCAACAAACUUCGUUCCACAGAGGAGGAGUCUGUAGCAGCUGUGGAGCUAGAAAUGAAAAUCCAAACUGGCAUAGCUGAAGCAGCACUGGGACUUGCUAAUGACUCAUCUGCAAAUAAGCAAGUGCGCCGGAAGCACAGACUGAUGUACCAGCAGAGCCAGAGGAGACUGCAAGAUCUAGAAACAAAGUUGAACAACUUGAAAGAGAAACAAGCAGCUCAAGAAGCACAAGCUGAAGCUGCAUCUUCUUGUGCACAGCCUCAGCAGCCAACACAACAGCAACACAUUGCAUAUCACCAACAGCUUCAACAACAGCAGCAAAACCAAUUGAAGCACAGGAAAAAGCCUCGACCCCCUGUUGAAAAUGAAUCUGAUGUGGCUGAAGUUGAUGGCAUGUUACACGCGGGUGGCAUAAGUCUAUCUCCUUUAGGUCAAAUGGACCGUGAAAUUAGAGAUGGGCGAUUGAGCUCAGCAUUAACAGCGAGCACAAAUACUGUAGGCCUGCCUCUGCAACCUGCGACAAGCCACAGGCACAGCAGCUAUCGUUACUCGACCAUUGAUUCUUCUUGGAGUGUUGAGCCAGACCGUUUAAGUACAAGAAGAGAAGUCCAAACUGGUCCUAAUACAGGGUCAAACUAUUGGAAUUCUGCUUCUAGACAAGAAAUACCAAGUCCAGGUAGCUCUCGCUAUUCAAGCUCUCGGUAUCCAACAGGAGUACCUGUGGAAAUUGAUGAUAGCUUAAGACCUGCGAAUCAGCGCUGGAAAAGAGAUAGGUCAAUGAUGGGGAUGUCAAGGUUUGGAAGCUUAGACCGAAGAAGGGCUGGGGCUGCAAAUGCUGCAAACAACAGCUCAAGUUCUACAGUGAACAACAUAGAUGAAGUGGAAACUGGUGUACCUGCUCUUUUGCCCAGUCAGACUUAUCCUGAACAUAGUUUAGGACAUAGCCUUGUCAGAACACAAUCUUUAGGCAGUGUGGAAGCCACAAGACCUAGAAACUUGAAUUCUGACAGAGACCCAUCCAGAGAUGGAUCCCAAUCUAUUGAUCGCAAACCAAAGGAAAAGGAGUGGUAUGAAACAUCCUUAGAUGUGGCCCCCAUCUUGUCGCCACAGGGAUCGCAAGGAGAAUCCCAUAAUCAGCAUAGUCACCCUCCUCUGCAAGCUUCCCUCUCUCACCCCCCUCCCCACUCUCACCUGUACCAAUCUCACCCUCAACUGCAUCAUGCACCUCAUCAGUCUCCCCCCCUCCCUCUCUCCCAGUCCCACUCUCACACUCACUUAUCUCAGGCUGCUGCACCUGUCCACAUGCCAGCCCAUCACAAUCAUCACUCCCACCACAGUCAGAACCAAGGAUCCUUUCCACCUUCAAUACCGCAGUCCCAGUCUCACCCCAUGCUGCACUCGCAGCCCCACCACAAUCCACCGCAAGUACCACCUCAUCCGCAGCUACACCCAAAGCUGAGUGCAACACAAUCCGUGUCCCAUUUAACUGUCCACAUUCCUCCAGCCAAGCCACAUCCCCCACCCCCACCCCCCCACCAGUAUGCCUCGUCUCAGCCUCCGGCCAUCCCCCCACAUGGCGCUCAGUCUUCUGCUGCGCCUCCACUUCCCCCCCAUUCGUCCAUGCACUCCCCUGCCCAGCCCCAUCCACCGCCUCUACCCCCUUCCCACUCCUCUCUGCAUCACUCUCCUCAACUGCCGCCCCAGCUUCCUCCACACACUCCAGGUCACAUGACGUUGCAUUCUUCGCAUGCAUCCUUGCAAAUGCCUCACCCUCCGCAGGCUGCUCCAAGGCAUGGUCCGCCAGAGGUGCCUCCCCACAUUCCGCCGCAUGCUCCUCAUGCUCAACACCACCUGCCGCAUUCGCACCCCCCACCUCUGCCACCCUCCGCCUCUUCCUCUGCUUCCCACCCCCCACUCUCACCCCAAUCAGAUGAUGGGCCUCUGUCUCCUCCACCUCACGUACCUCUUGAGUCUCCCAAAAACCACAUGGUUGUUCAAGCAGGAUCGUGGCAGCCUUAUCGAGAGGUAACAAAACCGUUUGAGAUGUCUGACUUCUACAAGUACAGCACAAAGUUUCGGAAGCAGAUGCCACCACCCACUCCUAGCCCAUCGGUAAUUUUGUCACCUGAUGGUGCACCACAGUCCCCUCAGUCUCCUCAGCAACAAAAGGGGGUGUACACUCCUUUGCAGCCUCUCACUUGUCAACCUGUGGAGCCAGUGCGUCCUCCUGGAAGUGGAGCACCAGCUGAUGCCAGCUUUGGCAGUCCUGCAGCAAACUCAGAAUCCUUGGCUGAUGCCUUCUCCAAUGAAAUGCUUGCAUGGUUUCAAGACCAGCGAACACCUCAGCCUCCUCCAGCACCUGCCCCGGCUGGGCCGCCCCCGCGAUCCGCAACCCUAGUGUGAGUUAAGACUUCAUGCUGCUGUCUCGAUUAAGUUUUAAAUGCAACCAGUUACCUGCCUCAUUUACGGUCUGUACUUAUCUUUACUCAUGAUAGUCUUCUCUGUAUAGUUUCCAAUUUGUUUUGGAAGUCAUCAGAGCCUUUUUAUUUGUGUGGAUGAAGCAAAUUGAACUGGUUGGAUUUUUUACUUGGCUGUGUACCAUGUUCUAUUCAAACAAAGCCUGAAAGGGGUAGUCAUUUGUUUUAAAUGACCCUAACAUUGAAGGUUUAAAUUUUUAUUGUGUAUUCCUUGUCUAAAGGAAGAUGUUAAAAUUUGAUGAAUAUGUUGGUAUGACUGACAUACCUUGACUGUCAAAAGUAAUCAUAUCUCAAAUUGAACGUCAAGACAUGUUCACCCAAACCUCUCAGGACAAAUACUCAAUGUUGAUGUUUUCUAUUUUGUAACUUCAUGGGACCAAUACUCAAUGUUGAUGUUAUUAUGUUAAUCUUUUGACCAGUACAUGAAAUGCUCUCUACUUGAGAAUUUAUUAAAAUACUCAUGAGAUACCAUUUGCAUGAAAAGUGAAAUAUUAUUGUAUUUACUUGAAUGACCAGUUUGUCUUUUUUCUACUUAUUUGUAUAUUGUGUGUGCACCUCAGAAUCGAACUCUUGCCUUGAGGUGUCACACAAAACUUUUAUCUACUUACAUAUUAGGUAAUCAAAGUGCAAUUUAUGUCUAUGUGAUUGAUUAAAAUUCCUUUCUACAAGAUCCUAUUUUAGGGAAUUUGUCUUGUUUUGUGUAAUGUCAGUUGACUGUUAGUCUUGUAGAUAAUGUAGUGCUAUCUUGUGGUUUGUCCAAGAUCUCCAGAAUUAAAAAAUGAUUUCUAUGGAAUAAAGUUUAUCAUGACAAUAAAUCAUGUACUUUUUUAAAUUAAAAGAAAUGAUUCCCAUUUUAAGGGAAGCUAAUAUUUAUUUAUGGGGAUAAUAAAUGCUCCACUUCGUUCGUGAUUGAAAAUUUUUGUACUCCUUUUUCUUAACAAAAGUGCCUUUAGCAUGUUAUCUGAGUUUUAGGAAUUUUGUAAGCAGCCCGGUGCCCAUUGAAAUGAAAUGUAGAUAAUUUAAUUUGUGAUUUUCAAGACAUGUUUUAUUUGUUACAACAACUUACAUUUUGCUGUAUGAAAUGUAUCUUGUCUUGCUCUGGAUAAUUGACGUUUUACCAAGGCUUGCCAAGCAAUUCAUGAACCUCUUAACAGUGAGUGUGUAAAACUGCACUUAUCCUCAUUCCUCUCUUUGAUAAAACAUUGACUGCAUUCCUCUCUUUGAUAGACAUUGACUGCGGAGCAAUUUCACAUGUAUGAAAAUGUGACCAUGUGUAUGAUGAUCUUGCACUCAAUGGAUUUAGGCCAUAUCUUUUCUCUUUAGAGAAUCUACUUCUUGCUUGUGAUUUGACAACGAUUUGAGAUCUCAAUCUUUCCUAUUCCACAGUCUGCCUUGUGCCACUUUCUCACUCCAAGACUGCUUCAAUUUCUUCCCACACUAAAAUCUGUUCUAAUGACUGUACUGAGUAACCUGUAAAGUGCCUUCUUGUGUGUUUGAAAUAUAUUUGUAAAAUAUAACUAGUUUUUCAAAUAUUAUCUUAUAUUUAUGAAAUUUUGAGGAUGGUUAUUAUUAGGAGUUUAAGAUGAGUCUGAGAACCAACAGUGUCUUUUCAUUUCAGAAUGUGCCUGGUGUAUUGGUACUACAGUUAAGUUUUUCACUUAAAUGGAUUAGUGUAGGUUCAUGUUUAUGAAUUAGUAGAUUUAAGGCAUUUGGAAAGUACAAAAAUGUUUUCUUUUUGGCUCGUUAGUCACUUAUAUUCCUUAUGUUCAAAAGUGUCCACCAGCUCCAAUUUUGUAAAUACAUGACAGACCAAAUUCCAUUUCCAAGUAAUGUAUAGUUAACGGAGUUGGUGCACUCCAUAUUUGUCUGGUUUUUCCUCAGUUUCUUCUUUGAAUUGGAAUAAAAUUGGUUUCUGCCAAGUCUUUUCUAAAA